CAACGAGCAACCGCUCUCAUGUGCUGCUGUGAGACUGUUGCAGUCUCUCGUGCUGGAGCUUUGACAGUGUGGUCCGUGCCUAGGAGUACUGCUGCGGAACCAGGACAACAGUCUGGGCGGUGACGGUCAAACUGUCACUGAUCACUUGGCAGUAUCUCAAAACGACAGUAUAUGCCACUGGAGGUCGUGUGGUGCUCGUCCGGCUUGACGUGCUUGCUUGCUUGCUUAUUGCGCUUAUGGGAGGUGUUCUGUGGUGAACUUGAAACGGUAGAUGGGAACUUACACGUAGUAGCGAUAGAGUUGGAGCUCUAUCUUCCAGUCUCUGUGAGCUUUCGUCAGUACUUGUUCAUCUGAAACGGCAACAGAGACUUAGAGCGAGACAUACAGCGCCAACGGGUCCGGCCGGACGCGUGGAGUGCACGCCGUACACGGCGGCAAGAAGCUGCCGUCCCGCGGCCGCACCUCCCAGCACUGCAUCCACCGAUUCCUACACUCAGG
This is a messenger RNA of Baudoinia panamericana UAMH 10762, 498 nucleotides long. RefSeq lists its product as uncharacterized. Bases 172 to 354 code for a protein of 60 amino acids. The transcript has 2 exons. NCBI's taxonomy places the organism in Eukaryota, Fungi, Ascomycota, Dothideomycetes, Mycosphaerellales, Teratosphaeriaceae. The record is from RefSeq and is a predicted model, not a curated record.